This is a messenger RNA of Dama dama (fallow deer), 5736 nucleotides long. Its product is annotated as U2 small nuclear ribonucleoprotein auxiliary factor 35 kDa subunit-related protein 2-like. Gene Ontology annotation, molecular function: metal ion binding; pre-mRNA 3'-splice site binding. Gene Ontology annotation, biological process: mRNA splicing, via spliceosome. Bases 34 to 1392 code for a protein of 452 amino acids. The transcript has 11 exons. Gene Ontology annotation, cellular component: spliceosomal complex; U2AF complex. Lineage: Eukaryota; Metazoa; Chordata; Mammalia; Artiodactyla; Cervidae. The record is from RefSeq and is a predicted model, not a curated record.
CGCCUCUCGGCUUAGUGGUGCGGGCGGAGGGGCAUGGCUAAGGUGGCGGCGCUGGAGAUGUUUCAGAAGACUCGUAGCCACAAAAAAUACAGAGCCGCCUUAAAGAAGGAAAAACGAAAGAAACGGCGCCGGGAACUGGCUAGACUGAGAGAUUCAGAACUGUCACAAAAAGAAGAGGAGGAUCCUGCUGUUAUGGAAAAACAGUUAGAAGAAGAGAAGCUGUUGGAGAUAGAGAGGCAAAACUUACAUGAUGAAUGGUUAUUAAGGGAGCAGAAGGCUCAAGAGGAAUUCAGAAUAAAGAAAGAAAAGGAAGAGACAGCUAGGAAACUGAAGGAAGAACAAGAGUUAAAGAAAAAAUGGGAAGAACAUCAGAGAAGAGAGAGAGAAAAGGAGGAGCAGAAACAACAGGGGAAAAGAGAAAAAGAGGAAGCUGUGCAGAAGAUGCUGAGGCAGGCUGAAAAUGAGUUAAAAGGUGGUGCUACAUGGCAAAACCCAGAACCGCCCAUGGAAUUAAGAAUAAAGGAGAAAGAGCGAGCUAAUUGUCCAUUCUACAGUAAAACGGGAGCUUGCAGAUUUGGAGAUAGGUGUUCACGUAAACACAAUUUCCCAACAUCAAGUCCCACACUGCUUAUUAAAAGCAUGUUUACAACGUUUGGGAUGGAGCAGUGUGGAAGGGAUGACUACGACACUGAUGCAAGCCUGGAGUACAGUGAGGAAGAAAUCUACCAGCAGUUCCUGGACUUUUAUGAUGACGUGCUCCCUGAGUUCAAGAACAUGGGGAAAGUGAUCCAGUUUAAGGUCAGUUGCAACCUGGAACCUCAUCUGAGGGGCAAUGUAUAUGUUCAGUAUCAAUCGGAAGAAGAAUGCCAGGCAGCCCUUUCUCUGUUUAAUGGACGAUGGUAUGCAGGACGACAACUUCAGUGUGAAUUCUGCCCAGUGACCCGAUGGAAAAUGGCAAUUUGUGGUUUAUUUGAAAUACAGCAGUGUCCUAGAGGGAAACACUGCAACUUUCUUCACGUGUUCAGAAAUCCAAACAAUGAGUUUUGCGAAGCAGAUGGAGACAUCUACCUAUCUCCAGUUUGGACUGGCUCCUCCUUUGGGAAGAGCUCAGGGAGGAGGGUGAGGCUGGACCACCGUGAAGACUACUAUAACUGGCAAAGGAGGAGGAGGAGCCCUGUGCGGGCCCACUCCUACAAGAGGAGAGAGGAGGCUGAUAGGAAGAGGAGGAGCAGUCACGAGGGCGAGAAAUCUCACAAACAUGGGUCUAGAAGCUGGGGAAGGCACAGUUCCCGAAGCAGUGGAAGAAGAAGGGACCGUAGCAGCAGGAGCAGCAGCCAGAACUCCUCCAGGUCCAUGAGCCGUGGUGGGAGGAGGUCGGGGAGCAGAGACUGAACUUUUCAGAGCCCCAAGUCCAAAUAAACUUCCUUUAUCACUUUAACUUACUUUGUCACUGUGUUCUUCAGUGAUUGUAUACCUUAUGAUGUUGUUUAGUUGCUCUUCAUGUCCGACUCUCUGUGACCCCCCCUGGAUUGCAGCACUCCAAGCUUCCCUAUCUGUCCUUCAACUGUUUCCUGGAGCUUAUUCAAACUCAUAUCCAUUGAAUCGGUGGUGCCAUCCAACCAUCUCAUUCUCUGUCGUCACCUUCUCCUGCCUUCCAGGUCUUUUCCAUUGAGUCAGUUCUUUGCAUCAGGUGGCCAAAGUGUUGCAGUUUCAGCUUCAGUAUUAGUCCUUCCAAUGAAUAUUCAGGACAGAUUUCCUUUAGGAGUGACUUGUUUGAUCUCCUUGCUCUCCAAGGGACUCCCAAGAGUCAUUUCCAACAUCGCAUUUUGAAAGCAUCAAUUCUUUGGUGCUCAGCCUCUUUUUGUUUUUAAUUAAAAAUUUUUUUUUGCUCAACUGUCUUUAUGGUCCAGAUCUUUCAUCCAUACAUGACUACUGGGAAAACCAUAGCUUUGACUAUACGAUCUCUGUUGGCAAAGUAAUAGCUCUGCUUUUUAAUACACUGUCUAGGUUUGUCCUAGCUUUCCUUCCUAGGAGCAAAUGCUUUAGUGAUUUAGUGAACUCUAUUUUUCUUUCAUUCUGCAUCCUUUCCAGUGGAGAUUUCUUUUCCAACCCACACACAGCCCACAACAGGGAGCCUGCAGGUGCUUCUUCCCCUCCCCUCCACUCUCUUCUGUAAUUUCUUUUUCCUUGAACUGUGGUGAACAAGUGCCUGUGGAAGCAGUUGAUCUUUGGCCAAGGUUACUCUCUGCCACCCAAGCUGAUGAGGCCUCUCCUUUCCUCUUUUUUCCUCUUCUUCCUUAAACUGGGGAUCGGGCCAGUUAAAGUUGUGCAAGCACAGCUCAGGCACUUAAAAAGACAUUAGGACACCUGCCUCUUGAGGAAUCCCAUAAAAGGAUAAGCAGAUUGCAAAACAAACCACACUCCUCUAGCAUUCACACCCAGCAGGACAGUUUCCUGUUACAUGAGGCACAUACUGGUUCAAACAAAACACAACCCACUCCUCCGUGGCCUCUGCCUUCCAGGCAGAUUCCUCAACUUGUCUUCUCUGCUACUUUUCAUCUUUCUUCUCUCGGUCUAGAUUGAUUUACAAGAGCCUAGGAGUCACUGCUGAGCCAUCCUAAAGAGAGCCAAGGAAUUGUCAAAAGAUUAGUCACUGGUUGGCCGCAGGAAUCUUUUUUUCCUGUUUUUCCCUGCACAGGCCUCAUGGUGCCUUAGUGACCGGCUCUCUUAAUUACAGUGCAUACCCUCAGAUACAGGUGGUUAUAUAGGGCAGCGAGUCGCCUUGAGGGAGUGUACUUGGAAGGAACUAUAUUUAAAAGAAAUAGUGGGCAUGUUAUCUUGAAAAUGUUAAUUGUAAAUUACCUCACUUAUAAUAACCAUUUAUAAGUUAGAGAUUCCAUUUGCAAAUGGCCCUAAAGGCUGUUUUCAAUGAACAGUUCAUGGGCUCUGUAAUCUUAAAAUUUUCCGUGGGAUUUUAACUUAAUAUAAUGAUCUUUCUUCCUUACAUAUCUCAGUAUGCAAUAUUUUAUACUUUUAAAUACCUGUACUAAUAGGUAUCAUGAAUACCUAGGUUUUGGUUUUAUACAAUUGAGGCAGUAAUUUUUGCAAAUACAGUUCAUUUAACUGAUUGUGCUAGCACUUAAACUAGAAAAAAUUGCAGAAGGUGGAAAAGUGAGUGGGAGGAAUCAAUUUAUAUUUUUUUCGUAUUCAAUGUUUUAAUUUUUUAGCGGACAAUUUGCAUACCUCCGCACCCCUUCCUUUAAGUUAGUGUUGACAGCUUUUCAUAAUAAACUACUUAAAUAGAAGCUUUUCUCAAGAAUGGAAUGAAAUUGCAAAACAAAAAAACCCCCAAAACAAAACCCAGAUCACUGCUGCUUUUUAAAAAACCAGCACUUUCCCCAAGUAUUUUUAUUCUAACAAAAUACACAGUGAGGUUUGUGCUGUGUGCAUAUUCAGUGUUUCCAGGUGCUGGCUUCUGUGAGGCUGCCAGGGCUAACAGGUGGCCCGGACCUAAGUUUUGGUUUCCCCUAAAAUGGUGAGAUUCCCCACCCCAAUCAGGCCGCCUGGAGCCAGCCAAUCAACAGGCGCCCAAAAGGGAACAAAGGGAACGUGAGGGAAAGUGGAAAAGCCGGCGAAUGCCUAAGUUUGAACAAAAGCCUGGGAAAGUUUUGUACCAAUAAAAUUGCUUUGCAAACAUGUAACCAAUCCGCUUAAGACAGCUACCAACUGCUUAUGUUCACCCUAUAAAUUUAUAUAACAGCUGGGGCUCGGGGCUCUCUGACCCUGCACCACUGCGUUGGAUGCGGCAGAAGCCCUGGCUCGAGUCAGUAAUAAACUUCCCUUUUUGUGAAUUGCAUUGUCUUGAAAGCCUUCUGUCUUCCUGCUCGGGGAUUCGAACAUCGGGCUAAACAUUUGGGGUCUCGUCUGGGAUCCCUUGACCGGGAGAAGAGAACACUUACAGGACAGAGGGGAAGGAUAAAUAAUAACACCGGUGCUCAGGCAGGACAGGAAAGUCCAGUGUAAAUCCGGGGCCCUGCUGGGAAGCAAGAAGGUAUCUGGCGCAGAAGAAAGCUUUCUGUGAAGGGGGGAACGGAUUAAACGUUCCAGCUGGCGUAAGGCCGAGGCCAGCAGACUCGCUGGAAGGCAGACGAUUCUGCGGGAAGGAAAGUUCCUCUCCUGACCCCAAGUCUGGUGAACAGUGGAUGCCAUUCAGUAAGGUGAACCUGCCACCGGGAGGCAAGAGAAUUCAGGGGCCCCAAAAACCCAGCGCUAUGUUAUCAGCCGACGUUUGUCUGUCCAUAUGUUUGUCUUCGGCUCUCCGUGUUUGUGUGUGUGCCGGCAUUGUCUCUGGUCCUCCUCCUCCUUCUUUCAACCUGGCUUCCUUUCCUCCUUUUGAAAUCUUUGAAGACAUCUGAAGUUUUGUGUCUCUAUAGAAGGUUUUCUGAGAGACUGUAUUCUUGUAUUUAAGGGAGUGUCUGAUGAGAACUGCCAGGUUUAUAUGUGUGUUUUAACUCUGUUCUGUGUUGUGAUUUGUGACGACUAUUUUGAUUUGGGACUAUAAAUGAAUAAUGUUUGAUGCCAUCCUAAAAUGUUUUAAGAAAACAAGGGUUUUAAAAAUUAUCACGGGUAUUUAUGCUCACCAAUCUAUAAAAUGCUAAUGUAAAAGUUAGCUCUUGGUUGCUAAAAAAAAAAAGCAAGAAGUGUGCUUUCAGUAAAAAAAAAAAAAAGUAUGAAAAAAAUACUAAAAAGAGUUAUGCAUGAUCAAGAUUUUCUAAAAUUAGAUUACAAUUAGUUAAAUAAAUAGAUUUUGUUAAAAAUAUCAUGGUCAUAAGAAAACUGGUUAAUGCCAAUUAGGUCCAAGAUGGCGGAGCUGACUUUCACUAGACCUUGAGGCUUGGUAUUUGUGCCCAUUGUGACAUAUCAAUAAGCUAAAUGACACACCCAUCAAUAUUGACUAAAUCUGACCAAAUGUUGUAAAGCCUUUAGUUGUUCUUUUCAAUAAAACUUCCUGAAUCGAAUUCUUUUGAAGUUCCUUUGACAUCUAGCUAACUUUGGGUUGUUUUCAGAGGGCCCCUGAAACAUCCCAAAGAGAGAUAUUAAACUGUUUAUUUGGUUGGUUAAAUUACAUGAAAAAGAUUAUCAAAUGAGUAAUAAAUCCGCUCAUGUUAUAAUGUAUGAAAAAUUACUAAUACAGAUAUCCUAAAAAUUAUAUAGAGUUCUUAACAUUUUGAUAUGUCUUGGUAUUCUGAUGAAAAACCUGAUGACUUCACAAAAGUUAACAAAGGAAUGAAUGAACCAGUGAAUAUGCUUAUAACUUUUAUGGUUUCUAUCUGGGAAAUUACAGGUUUAAAUCGUGUGUUCCGGGAGUAGAGAAAACCUUCCUUUUAAACUAAUUAUAAAAAUAAUUUGGUAAAAUUACACGUUAUAAACAAAACAAUUAUAUUUUCUCUCUCUCUGACUCGUCCAGAAAUUUGAAACUCUUAAGUUUCCAGUAAGUUUAUCAAAUGAGCUAAAAAGGUUAUCUCACUAACAGGUACAAAAAUCUCAAGGAAUUUUUGAGACCUUAAAAGAAAAGAGUUCACCUAGAUUUGUUAGGCAAAAUCUGUGAUAAGCCUUUGGUGUGAGUUUUCCAGCCCUGUUUUAUAUUAAAAGUUCAGUCUGAGAUUCUAUAAGUGUUUCAGCAAAAUAAAAAGUCUAUGAUCAAUUCUGUUAUGUGAUAUUAAUGUGAAAGUUUGU